UUCCCAGAAUAGCCCAAACUGACCAAGUGAAUGAAUUAACCUCCUAUAUACGUGAACUAAAGUUUUUGUGUGUGCCAAUUGUUGUUGAUUGGGGUGGGGGGAUUAUCUGUGUGAAAGACAGCAAAAGGUAGCCUGAGAAAAAUUGUUUUUCGCAUUCCUCGAAUGGGUCAAUUGUUAUUGUAGUGGGGUAGAAAAUGUGACCGCCAGAUGGCACUGGAUGCGCAGUCGGGCAGUCGCGCGCUGCCGCCAUCUCCAUAGUUACAUGUUAGUCUUGAGCUAGAGUUCUGGUAGUAGUGUAGUGUUGUGUUGACUCUUGUAUAUGAUGCUUGUUUCUCCUCGUCAUUGUAGCUGCUGUCGGCGGUCUCGUGUUAUUUGGUGAAUCUCGCCAUGUUGGGCGCGUGUUGUGAAUAUCGAAAAGACGCCCGCAGGUCGUGCCAUGAGCAUCCCGCGUUUCUCACUAUCUCAUUUCAACAAGGUGUCCUCGCGCCGAUUAUGAACCUUUAUUAUGGCCUAUCAUGCAUCUCAUAGAAAUAGAGUGGACGGAGCUCGCCAGCCGCAUCGGUCAAUCAACAAACACAGCAGGCUCACUACUCGUCGAACUCGCACAGUGCUCCAAUGUCUUCUCUUAUUCGCAUUAGUGUGGAUUGAUACGACAGAAGGCAGGCGACACAAGCGCCCGGAAACUUGCAGCAAACCUGACAAUGGGCGCAGCACCUCCUUUCUCUGGCGAAUUGCUGCUGAACCGCCAUCAUAUUUUUUCGGGACAAUUCAUGUACCUUAUUCCCGUGUCUGGGACUACGUGCCUGAAAACGUUAAAAGAGCAUUCGACGCCUCGGACGCAGUUUUUUUCGAACUGGAUUUGACGGAUCCCAACACCAUCAGCGCACUUACCAGCUGCCAGCUCUUGCCAGCGGGACAGAGUCUAGGGCAAGUUUUGCCACCCGAUUUAUACGCACGGCUUAAACGCCAUUUAGACUACGUAAAGGCUGUGAUGCCAUCGUGGAUGAGUCCUGAUCAGCGAGGACGAGGACUCUAUGCAGACUACCUCUUCAGCGCCAUCACCGGCAAUUGGGAACGAAAACGACCAAUCUGGGUCAUGCUGAUGGUCAAUUCGUUGACAGAGAGUGAUAUCAAGUCGCGCGGUAUCCCCGUUUUGGAUUUGUAUUUGGCUCAGGAAGCAGAACGACGAAACAAACGGAUGGGAGCUGUCGAACGAGUUGAAGAGCAAUGUGUUCCUCUUAAUGGACUCAAUUAUUCACAGGUUGUUUUUGCUCUAAAUCAAACUCUGCACCACCAAGAAUCUCUGAGAGCAGGGGACCAUUCAGCGCCCUAUACUACUGAUGACUUAAUCAAGCAUUACAACUGCGGCGACCUUAAUGCUGUUAUUUUUAGUCAUGACACAGCUCAGGUUCCAUCGAUGACUAAUGUAACCUUGGCUCCUUACGAGCAAGUCAUGGCGAAGAAAAUUGACGAAUAUUUUCGACAAGAACUAAUAUUCAAACGUAAUCGCAGAAUGGGUCAACGAGUGCUGGAACUCCUUGCCGCUCAUCCGGAUAAAAGUUUUUUCUUUGCAUUCGGUGCAGGACAUUUUUUGGGUAAUUAUACUGUACUAGACGUCGUUCAAAGUGGUGGCUAUACCGUCGAGCAACUAACAUCUGAUCACAAGAUUCUUAGGCAUCGGAAGAAGCAAAGUAAACCUCGCCCUUCGCUUGUACCAGAACCAAGCAGUCUUCGAGACUUUUCGACACACUUGAAGUCAAAUACGCUGGAUAGCCAAGAUGAAGAGUUUUCACAGAACGUACUAGACACCCAAACAGUUACCCGCGUUGCGACCAACACUACCCGGACGCAUCCACACGAUUCUUUAAAGAAAACUACUUUUCGACCGCCCACACUUUUAAGAACCAGCCCAAAUUUGGUAGCUGCCGCAGCUGCAGCUGCGAGAGAGGCAACAAAUCAAGAUCUGGCUGGGAAAUACCGAAAUUUCAAUGACUUAUGGGUCCGCUUGGAGAACGGAGGUCACUCUUACAUUAGAAAUUUACAGCCGUCAGAGCCGUCGUCUACGAGGAUGGAAGAUUCUUUGCGGGUCUGGUAUGGAUUGCGACCGAAUCGAGCAACUUCAGAUUCACUUUGCCAAGCUUUAUGGGUCCCUCUCUUUGUAUCUAUGCUGUUCUCCUUAACAAGAGCCUGAUAUAUCAUGAAACGAAGAUGCUUAUUUUUGUGUCAGAAUGUAGAUUCAGUUUUUGAAUGCGAUUUCCUGCCAAAUACUCAUUAAGAGUUAUUAUCCAUUGUCCAAUGAUGCCCAAUUGUCCAAUGUCUAUUAUCGAGAUAUAAGUUAGCUGUGGUUUGAAUAUUCGUUUAUUAUGUGUCAAUUCUGUUUGUAGAUAAUUUGUACAGCUCAAAUGCACUUUGAUUUUGUUUUACGCAUAAUAUUCUCCUCAUGAUAAUUAAAUUUAUUAAAUGCA
Daphnia pulicaria is the source of this 2465-nucleotide messenger RNA. Its product is annotated as metalloprotease TIKI1-like. The transcript has 9 exons. NCBI's taxonomy places the organism in Eukaryota, Metazoa, Arthropoda, Branchiopoda, Diplostraca, Daphniidae. Gene Ontology annotation, cellular component: membrane. Gene Ontology annotation, biological process: negative regulation of Wnt signaling pathway. Gene Ontology annotation, molecular function: metalloendopeptidase activity. Bases 506 to 2191 code for a protein of 561 amino acids. The record is from RefSeq and is a predicted model, not a curated record.